Bombyx mori (domestic silkworm) is the source of this 521-nucleotide messenger RNA. It is a transcript of the gene sloth1, whose product is annotated as small integral membrane protein 4. The transcript has a single exon. The coding region runs from base 1 to 219 and encodes 72 amino acids. The record is from RefSeq and is a predicted model, not a curated record. Lineage: Eukaryota; Metazoa; Arthropoda; Insecta; Lepidoptera; Bombycidae.
AUGAGAAUUAGUUGGAUUCAAAAACUUGUUAAUAAAUGGCCUGGAAAAAGGGCUUUUGGGAUUUAUAGGUUUCUCCCUAUUUUUUUCUUACUUGGUGCUAGUUUGGAAUUUUCUAUGAUAAACUGGAAAGUCGGUGAAGUGAAUUUUUAUAAUACAUUCAAAAAACGCCAAGCUCGAGAUUUAAUUGAAGAAAAAAUUAAAAAAUAUUCAGUUUCAUAAAAUGCCAGCUGGAGUAACUUGGGGACAAUACAUAUCUUUUUCAAUAGCGGCCAUGCUAUCAAUGCUUGCAGGAUCUCAAGUAGUUCAUCUAUACUACAAGCCAUUACAGGAUCUUAAUGAGUAUAUAAACAGAGAACUAAAAAAUUUACCAGAUAACAUUCAAGUUCAAAUAAAGGAUGAUCUAAGUAAAGAUGGUAUUUUAAAAUGAAUGUUGGAUUGGAAACAAUAGUUUAGUGUUAAAAUAUUGAAGGAUUGUGAAAAAUGUAAGAAAUAAUAAUGUAAUAAUAAAUAAGUACAUAAAA